This is a messenger RNA of Entelurus aequoreus (snake pipefish), 2485 nucleotides long. RefSeq names its product cholecystokinin receptor-like. Gene Ontology annotation, cellular component: membrane. The coding region runs from base 312 to 1709 and encodes 465 amino acids. Gene Ontology annotation, biological process: neuropeptide signaling pathway. Gene Ontology annotation, molecular function: neuropeptide receptor activity; gastrin receptor activity. Lineage: Eukaryota; Metazoa; Chordata; Actinopteri; Syngnathiformes; Syngnathidae. The record is from RefSeq and is a predicted model, not a curated record. The transcript has 5 exons.
GACAGAGAGAGGGAGAGAGACAGAGAAGGAGAGAGAGAGGGAGAGAGGUAAAGAAAGAGAGUGAGGGGGAGAGAGAGAUAUGGAGAAGUAGAGAGAGAGAGGGAGAGAGACAGAGAGAUGGAGAGAGAGAGGUAAAGAAAGAGAGAGAGAGAGAGGGAGGCUGCAGUAGAGCAGGUUUAUGACUUCAGUCUGCAGACGUCGUGUGUCGACAUUCAGCUCCUUCAAGCUUGCCAGUCCAUGUUCUACUGCCUUAUUUCAUAGAUUGAUUUUGUUGCCACUUGGCUUGAAGUUUCUCUGACAAAGGCGUGAACAUGUCCCUGCAGAAGGUGAACCUAUGGAACAUGUCCCUGCAGGAGGUGAACCUAUGGAACAUGUCCGUGCAGGAGGUGAACCUAUGGAACAUGUCCGUGCAGGAGGUGAACCUAUGGAACAUGUCCCUGCAGGAGGUCCAGCCGUGCAACAUCAGCCUGACACUGAAUACGAGCUGCACCAGCCAAGCAAUAGUUCCUAAAGCCACCAUAGAGAUGGAAUCAGUGCGCAUUCUGCUCUACACGCUCAUCUUCAUCAUCAGCGUAUUUGGAAACCUCCUCAUCAUCACUGUCCUGGUUGUCAACAAGCGUAUGAGAACGGUCACCAACUCUUUCCUGCUCUCGCUUGCCCUGAGUGACCUGAUGAUGGCCAUCUUCUGUAUGCCCUUCACCCUUAUCCCCAAUAUACUGGAGGAUUUCAUCUUUGGGGCCGCCAUGUGCAAGAUAGUCACCUACUUUAUGGGACUCUCCGUCAGCAUCUCUACCUUCAGCCUGGUGGCCAUUGCCGUUGAGCGAUAUAGUGCCAUCUGCAACCCGCUGAAGUCCAGAGCCUGGCAAACCAAAUCCCACGCAUACCGUGUUAUUGCUGCUACCUGGGUGCUCUCACUCCUUAUCAUGAUUCCUUAUCCCGUGUUCAGCAUCAUCAAGACUUUCCCCAAGACCAAUGACACUGUGGGCCGCAUGUGCCGCCUCCACUGGCCCAGUCAACAAGCCGAGCAAACUUGGUAUGUUCUCUUGCUAUUUGUUUUGUUCUUCAUCCCUGGAGUGUUGAUGGCUGUGGCCUAUGGUCUCAUCUCAAGAGUGCUCUACCGAGGCAUGCAGUUUGAGACAAAGCAGAAUAACACAGAGACUUCUGAGCUGAAGAACGGGGCGGUUGCAGAGCAGCCGAAUGAUGGCGAUGACGGUUGUUACGUUCAAGUUUCCAACAAGCCCUCUUCCACCGUGGAGCUGCCCACCCUCUCAUCUGGUGCCAAGACUGAGUGUUCUCGCAGGAACACCUCGGAGGCCAAAUUACAGGGGAAAAAACGUGUCAUACGGAUGUUGAUGGUGAUUGUGGCCCUCUUUUUUAUCUGCUGGAUGCCUCUCUACUUUGCUAACACCUGGAAGGCUUUUGAUUUAAGGUCAGCCUCUAGAAGCCUUUCAGGGGCACCCAUUUCCUUCAUACAUUUGCUGUCUUACACCUCUGCCUGUGUCAAUCCUGUCAUAUACUGCUUCAUGAACACACGCUUCCGCAAGGCUCUCCUGUCCACCUUUGCCUGCUGCUGGCGCUGCCGUUUAUGCCGCAAGUGUUGCUGUUUUAAGAAGCGGGAAACAGGAGGAGAUGAUGGCACUACCAUGGGGGCGACAAUGGCUACCACUGUGUCAAAGUACAGCUACGCCACCGUCAGUACCACCGCCUGAUGGAGCUUCCAUCCUUCAUUAUGCUUCAAAUCAUGCAGCCGUGUCACUUUAGUCUCUGCAUGGUGCCAAAUGGGACUUCUGUCUCAUUGUUAAGUUCCUUCAUUUGCUCAUAUUGACACAAUUACAUGUUAUCUAUAAAUACUUCUGUCUCAUUGUUAAGUUCCUUCAUUUGCUCAUAUUGACACAAUUACAUGUUAUCUAUAAAUACUUCUGUCUCAUUGUUAAGUUCCUUCAUUUGCUCAUAUUGACACAAUUACAUGUUAUCUAUAAAUACUUCUGUCUCAUUGUUAAGUUCCUUCAUUUGCUCAUAUUGACACAAUUACAUGUUAUCUAUAAAUACUUCUGUCUCAUUGUUAAGUUCCUUCAUUUGCUCAUAUUGACACAAUUACAUGUUAUCUAUAAAUACUUCUGUCUCAUUGUUAAGUUCCUUCAUUUGCUCAUAUUGACACAAUUACAUGUUAUCUAUAAAUACUUCUGUCUCAUUGUUAAGUUCCUUCAUUUGCUCAUAUUGACACAAUUACAUGUUAUCUAUAAAUACAAAGCAAUCAUCAUCCUGGCAACAGCAGAAGCAAAGCUUACUGAAGCCUUUUGCUUUUGUAUCACUAGUAGCGACUAGUGUAUCUCUUUACUCAAAUAUUUGUGCUCUUUUGCACCUUUGCAUUUAGUUAUAUUACAGCCCCAUUAAAAAUAUGUUUGGAUGAUCUUUUCCCUCAAAUGCUAGAUUAAAUACCACAUCCGUCCAUCCAUUUUCUCCCGCUUUUCCAUCCCGAGUCAAA